GAUGUCAGCACUUCCGUUUAUCCCAGCAGAAAAGCAGAAAAAAAGUAUGGCGGAAGAUGUCAGUGAGAUUGACGAGCAAAGAAUUUCGAAUGAUUUUUCUGCAAGGACAAGCACGGAUCGUCAACGUGAUUGCUCUCAACCGUUACAUAUAAACCCAAUGACUUCUCGUCCGACCUCGCAAACGCCUGUCCGAAUAGGUUACUACGAAAUCGGACAGACGAUCGGGAAAGGAAAUUUUGCCGUCGUAAAGCUAGCGACUCACGUUAUAACGAAAUCGAAGGUAGCGAUCAAAAUUGUCGAUAAAGCGAAGCUGUCAGAAGAGUUUCUUUCCAAAAUCCUCCGAGAAAUACAAAUUAUGAAACUGCUUGACCAUCCACAUAUCGUAAAACUCUAUCACGUCAUCAACAAGGAUACAAUGAUUUACAUAGUUACCGAGUACGCUAGUGGGGGAGAAAUUUUUGAUCACCUAGUAGCGCAUGGUCGAAUGAAAGAGCCAGAAGCUCGUCGAACGUUCAAGCAAAUAAUAGCUGCAGUGUCAUAUUGCCACUCUAGAAAAGUUUGUCACCGAGACUUGAAAGCGGAAAAUUUACUUCUGGAUUCGAAACGAAAUAUCAAGAUUGUUGAUUUUGGCUUUAGCAAUCACUUUGAAUCCGGUCAGUUAUUGAAUACCUGGUGUGGAUCCCCCCCUUAUGCUGCUCCUGAAUUGUUUGAAGGCAAGCCUUACGAUGCUGAAAAAGUAGAUAUAUGGUCGCUGGGAGUUGUCCUAUACGUUUUAGUAUGCGGCGCUCUACCUUUCGAUGGUAACACUUUGCAGCUCUUGAGAAGUAGAGUGCUAUCUGGAAAAUUUCGCGUUCCGUUCUUUAUGUCAACUGAAUGCGAAAAUCUUUUAAAGCGCAUGCUUGUUGUUGAUCCUUCCAAAAGAUGUACAAUGACAGAUAUAUUAAACGAUAAAUGGCUAAAGCUAGAAGGCGAGGACGCAGAUUUCGAUAAGUUACUGCGAUUGUCUGAAUUGCCUAAUUUAGAGACUGAAAGUGACUGCAAUUCUGAAGCAGUUCUGCAAAUCAUGAAAAAUUGUUUGCAUUUAAACCCCGAUGAUAUAUUAUCUAGUGUUCGAGAAGGAAAAUUUGACGAUCAAAGCACUAUAUAUUAUUUAUUCUUGGAGAAGCUUAAGAACAAACGAUAUUCCGGAUCUAUUCAGAGUGGUUUACCGGUGGUAACUAUAACUGAGAGGAGGGGAAGUAUAACAACAGGAGUUGUCGAGAGAAUUGAAGUCCCUGUUUCUCAAGGAUUAUCACAAGCCAUUCCGCUAAUCCUGUUACAUAAUGAAGACAACGAACGAAUGGACAACGAAGACGAGCCGUCAAAGGAAGCUUUGCAAAAGUAUCAGUCAAUGCGUAGGCACACAGCAGCUAGUGUAUACGAUGAUGAGGCCUUACUUCAUGCCCUUAGCUUUUCGCCAUCGGCCAUCGGCCUCGUUACGCCCAAUUUACCUGUGCCUCCAUUCUCACCACCAUUUGCCGCUGGUCCUAAUGCCAUUGUUCCUAACACUAAUCUGGCUAACCUACAACCACAUGUCCAAAAUCAGCCAGUAACAAACUUUUGCGUAAAAGAUCCACAUCUACUGAAGCCUCCCCCGCAGUACUUGGCCGUAUCUAACUUUGGUAGAAGAGCGUCAGAUGGUAAUGCUCGAAUAAGCCUCCUUGGACGAUAUGGACAGCAUAGUCAGUCUACAAGUCAGAGCCAAUCACCCACGGGCUCGAUAAGCGUAACAGCAUCUGCACCCACCGACGAAGAGGGUUCGGAAGAAGAACCCGAUUCGGAGGCCAUUAGAAAUUGCCUGCACAGUACCACAUUGCCAACUGUAUCUGAGCCUCCUACUAGUGAACAGCAGAUGGUAAGCACUACCAAAACGAAAGCUAAAUCUGGUAAAAUGACUCCAUGUGAUCGCCCUUCUCUAUAUUCUCCUAACAGCGCUGAACGGUAUUCGCCUUACAGACGAGCUCAUUCUACCUCACCAGCCAUUGGACGUCGCAGAAGUGAUGUAAGUUCGGCAGAUAUCGAAAAGCAACUGGCUUAUUUUGGCGAUCUGGAAGUUAGUUGA
Dimorphilus gyrociliatus is the source of this 2101-nucleotide messenger RNA. The record is from the annotation of a GenBank genome assembly. NCBI's taxonomy places the organism in Eukaryota, Metazoa, Annelida, Polychaeta, Dinophilidae.